Molecule: messenger RNA, 561 nt
Organism: Dibothriocephalus latus
Lineage: Eukaryota; Metazoa; Platyhelminthes; Cestoda; Diphyllobothriidea; Diphyllobothriidae
Source: the annotation of a GenBank genome assembly
UACACUGAAAUGGGAAAAUCGAAAAAGCAUAAGAAACACUCCAGUUCAUCCGAAUCGUCCCCAGAGCGUUAUGAAUGGCAGCCUGAGAAGGAUUCCCAACCCGCGGCGUCAGGGAAAUCAGCUGACGCCGACGACGCCCUGGCCUUUGAUGCUUUACUUUCACGUGUGGCCACCACCAGAACGAAGUGGGACAAGUCCGCACCUGAGGUAAUCAAUGUUUUUUCUCUCCUUAUUAUUGCCGACUUUGCCCAGACUAAGCAACGAACUGUAUCUGAACUAAAUCCCUACUGGGCAGAUGGAGGCACCGGCCUACCGGAAGAUGACGCUAGCACUACCACCACCGGCACCAAGCCCGUCCUUACAAGCACCAACGAGAGUUGGCUACGGCGGGCUUAUGACAGAGCUGAGGAAGAGGCGCAGUCUAGUGGCCGAUCAGUAAGGAGCAUCCUACUUGAUAGAUGGGAUGAAAAAAUUGUCCUUGCAAUGGAAGAAGCCUUUUCUCGAUCUCGCCACAGCAGAGACAAUCGUUCAUCGAGGGACGGGUACGCCAGCUUCGUUUAA